This is a messenger RNA of Zeugodacus cucurbitae (melon fly), 7102 nucleotides long. RefSeq names its product F-box/WD repeat-containing protein 7 (gene ago). Gene Ontology annotation, biological process: proteasome-mediated ubiquitin-dependent protein catabolic process; ubiquitin recycling. Bases 247 to 4671 code for a protein of 1474 amino acids. Lineage: Eukaryota; Metazoa; Arthropoda; Insecta; Diptera; Tephritidae. The record is from RefSeq and is a predicted model, not a curated record. Gene Ontology annotation, molecular function: ubiquitin binding. The transcript has 8 exons. Gene Ontology annotation, cellular component: nucleus; cytoplasm.
CUACUGCAGCUAAAUUGUAUUAUUUUGUGUUGUUAAUUUUAGUCCAUUUCUAUUUUAAACAAGUACAAAGUAAAAUGCAAUUGUGUUUCAAUGUUGAUCCGUGUCAUAUCAACGGAUAUAUGACCAUAUUUGAAUUUGAUUUGAAAAAAUUGUUGAUCUAAGCUGAAAGUGGUUACUUGAAAUAUUUUCCUGUAAUAAUUGAAUACAAAAGAUUGUUACUUAGAAAUACUCCAGCAUAAAUAUCAUAUGUCACUUGGUAAAUUCAUUAUACAAGUAAUCAAUUUCCGUUGCAUGUGUAAAGAAGCAGCUCAUCCUAUUCAGUCCCCGGCAUUUUUCUGUAAGCGUACAAUUUUGGGAGACAUCUGCUGGUCGUACCAUAUUAUGGAAGAAACAUGUCCCAAAUCAAUUGAUUCAAUUACAUUAGGCAUUGCUACAACCACCGUUGUUGCUGCCGCUAUAGAUCAAAAGGAACAAUCGGAUUCAUUGUUGCUGAAUCAAAAACCUUCAACUUCCUUCAACUUGAAUACAUCCUCAAUGUCGCUGUUGCAGGAAGAAUUCGUUGAUUCACGACAUGAUUUUGCCGAAGUUUUGGACGACGAAACUACUACUUCAGGUGUAUUGGAAACAUUUGAGAUAAGUUCGUCCAACUCGCUUCCGCCAAGCAGUUCAGAUGAAAAUCGAGAGGUUGUAGUGGACGACAGCUCUUCUACAGAUACAAUUAAACUGGUGGAAGUAUCGGAUGACACACGCACCAAUAACAAAUUUUUCGAUGUCUCUGAAGUUUUUGUAAUAAAUGAUGAUGAUGAUGAUGAUGACGAUGAAGCCGUUGUGCCGGAAGGGGAAGAAGCGGAAAUGGAAGAUGAAUCCUUAGCGCCUGUGGAUGAAAAGGAUAUCAUUCAGCAUUGUUUGGAAGACAACUCCAAUCAGCAUGAGCACAAUCGAUUUUCGACAAACAGCACGAAUAGUCAUUUGAGCAAUGAAAUCGGCAGCGUUAUUGUAACGAACGGUCACGGUGCGACAAUUUAUUUGGAAACACCAGUGGUGGAGGAACAAAAUCAACAUCAUGCUCAGUUAAAUAAUGUGGGAGGAGAAACAGGCGAGUUUGUCGAGAAAACAGGAAAACCCAAACGUCUAAGCGAUGAAUUUAUGCUUACAGAUGAAACAGAUUCAUUCAACAAAGUUGAUGAAAACAAUGCUCGAAAUAUAAAUGCGGAGGAUAAAUCUAACGUGAUCGCAGCACUUUUAGGACUUGAUGGCGGUGAAAUACUUCCGGAUCGCAUGUCAUUUCGACUGAAAAAAAUGAACAUAAGCAAUACGACGAGUGAAAAGCCACAUGAACGUCCUUCCAGUUCGAAAAGCAAUGAAAAUGUAGUAUUAGCAAGGCCCAAUAUUGCUGAUAUUGUAGCGAUUGAUGCAAUAGAACGCACCGAUUUCGAGGAGGAACAAAGGUUGACGGGCGGUAUUAUUUUGAAAAAUAGCACCGUCGCGAAAAAGAACAUGCUUAAUUUAAGGCUGAUUAAAUCGUCGUGUAUGCAAAAUCAGCAAAAGAACUCAGGAGGCCAACAGGAUCAGUUGGAGUUGGGAGAUGAUUGUCCUAGCAGCAGCAGCAAUAUAAAUAAUAGUAGUCACAGCGGUGUUGCCCGUGCCGUUUCAUCUGACAGCAAGUGCGCUUACAAGGAUCCAGCGUCUACGCCAACAAGCAGUCGCCCACACACCAGUCGUUUAACCAAAUCUACUGCCAAACUUAAUUUGUGCUCUUCUCUAAGUCAUCCCCUACAUCAUCGGCAAGCACAAUCAUUUCAGGAUCGAACCAAAGGUGCCAACAAUUCCAAAACACAACUUAAAUUAAUACAAACUGGCAAUAAGAACAGUCUGACAUCAUUAACCUCAUCUUCACAAACAUUUACGAAUUCCGUUUCGUCUGCAUCUACAUCAGCUUCUUCGUCCUCCUCAACUGCAUCAUCAUCUUCUUCAUCUUUAUCUUCGUCUGCAUCAUCUUCAGUAAUUGUAGAGGCACCGACUGCCACUUCGACUUCAUCCUCAUCAUUGCCAGGUGCCUCGGCAUGCACAGUUGGAGGCGGUGGAGCGGAAAUAUACUCAAACUCUAAUUCAAAUGACAGUCUUAUGAGUAGUUCAUCGACAACCAUCAAUUGUGGACAGCGACAAAAACAGCAGCAGCAGCAACAACAACAACAACAACAGCAACAACUGUUACCGUAUGUAUUAGUUGAUAGAUCAGAAGUAGGAGGCUGUAGCCGCACCAGUUCUAUGCAUGCCGCUAUAGCAAUAGCAGCAGAUAAUGCUGCACAAGCUGCAGCUACCACAGAAUCAGAAGCCAUUCCUGUUUUUGAUGACGCUCAACCCUCAACUUCGUCUGCUCGCUGUCAUUAUGCUCCGUCCAUGAAGAAUUUGCGUCAAGUCCAUGCGAGCGCUCAAACAAAUGAGCGUUAUCUUGGUCGUUCAGUUGGCUCACAAAGUACAGGAAAUGGCAAUUUCCAUUUAACUACAAGCAGAAAUCGUCGUCGCGCUGAUUUAGUUGCUCAGUUGAGUCGAAGCCAUCCUCCGGAGCAAAUGUUCAAUGCUGCUAUCAAGGUGAUGGCCGAAGCUGCUGCAGCACAAGAUGUUGCUGACUACAAUGAUGAAGCUUCAUGGGCCGACUGUGAUGAAAACACAUCCGAUGAGGAAAUAUGCACAUGCAUUCAUAGUAGCAGCAGCAGCGCCAGCAAUAGCAGUCACGGCGGCAGCAAUACCAGCCUGAAUGAGACAGAUAUUGAUGGCGGUGACAUUUCUUCGGUAGGUGCUGGUGGCGAUGUCAGCGGCAAUUGCACGGUCAAAGAUGGCGAUUUGUCAAAUUAUAUACAAAUGGUUUCGAUAUCGGAGGAGGUGGGCAAUAGCGGCACUAACAACACGCCGGAGAGUACAACCACCUGUGCACACAUUAACGCGCAGCAGCGUAAGCGAAAAUAUGACAGUCGUCUGAUGGAUGCUAACGCCAGUGCUGUAAUCACCAGCAGCGGUAAUGCCGCCAACAUUGACGAUGUUAAUGGCAGGAAACGUAUAGCUUAUGAUUUUGCGUUAACGCCACGCCACUCUAGUGCUUUAGUAGCUAAACCCUCCACAACUUCAACACAAUUGGUGCAGCUAUCAUCAAUCAGCAAUUCACCUGUGGGUCGUCGUACACCACGUUCCAUUAUACCCACACGUGAGAAUCCACCGCCCGAAUUACAGCAUUGGCUGACACAAUUUCAACGUUGGACACACGUUGAGCGACUGAUGGCCAUCGACCGUUUGAUUGAGUAUUGCGAGCCAACACAAGUGCGUCACAUGAUGAAGGUGAUUGAACCUCAAUUCCAACGCGACUUCAUUUCGCUACUGCCGCGCGAACUAGCAUUACAAGUGCUCACUUAUUUGGAGCCGAAAGAUUUGCUGCGUGCCGCACAAACUUGUCGCAGUUGGCGCUUUUUAUGUGACGAUAAUUUGUUGUGGAAGGAGAAAUGCCGCAAGGCGCAAAUACUCACGGAGCCACGUACGGAUCGACCGAAGCGCGGACGCGCCGGCAAUAUGCCACCAAUUGCCUCACCUUGGAAAGCGGCAUAUAUGCGACAGCAUAUAAUCGAAAUGAAUUGGCGUUCGCGACCAAUACGCGACCCGAAGGUGUUGAAAGGUCACGACGAUCAUGUUAUCACUUGCCUGCAAUUCUCGGGCAACCGCAUAGUGUCCGGCUCAGAUGACAAUACGUUGAAGGUUUGGUCGGCUGUGACUGGCAGGUGUUUACGCACACUGGUUGGUCAUACUGGUGGCGUCUGGUCCUCCCAGAUGUCAGGUAAUAUAAUAAUCUCAGGUAGUACCGAUCGUACACUAAAAGUCUGGGACAUGGAUACCGGUCAAUGUCUACACACUUUGCUGGGGCAUACAUCCACCGUGCGUUGUAUGCAUUUGCAUGGCAAUAAGGUCGUCAGUGGUUCGCGCGAUGCGACUUUGCGUGUGUGGGACAUUGUGCAAGGUUCGUGUUUGCAUGUUUUGGUGGGUCAUUUGGCGGCAGUGCGUUGUGUGCAAUAUGAUGGCAAGUUGAUUGUGUCGGGCGCUUACGAUUACAUGGUGAAGAUUUGGCAUCCCGAGCGACAGGAAUGUCUACACACACUCUCUGGUCACUCAAAUCGCGUCUACUCCUUGCAGUUUGAUGGUAUACAUGUGGUAUCCGGCUCGCUAGAUACCUCUAUACGCGUUUGGGACGUUGAGACUGGUAAUUUGAAACACAUACUUAUGGGGCAUCAAAGUCUGACAUCCGGCAUGGAAUUGAGACAGAAUAUUUUGGUAUCUGGUAAUGCCGAUUCCACGGUGAAAGUAUGGGAUAUCACAUCAGGGCAAUGCUUGCAAACUUUGUCGGGUCCCAAUAAACAUCAAUCGGCCGUAACAUGCUUGCAAUUCAAUUCACGUUUUGUCGUAACGAGUUCUGAUGAUGGUACAGUGAAACUUUGGGAUGUGAAAACUGGCGAAUUCAUACGUAAUUUGGUCACAUUGGAUUCGGGCGGCUCCGGUGGUGUUGUCUGGCGCAUAAGAGCGAACGAUACGAAAUUAAUAUGCGCAGUCGGUUCGCGUAACGGUACGGAAGAAACCAAACUCAUGGUUUUGGACUUUGAUGUCGAAGGAGCUUGUGUAAAAUGUUCAUAGAAAUUGUGGCCAUCAAGUUGCUGCAAAUAAUUACUAUAACUAAUUAAACAUUUAACAGCUAAGGAGCAGAAAUUCAUAAGCGUGUGAAAAAGCGUACACUCCUCACAAAAGACUCGGUAAACGCGACACAUGUAUGUAUGUAUACGGAUUUCGUUGAAAUUGUCGAAAACCCGUUGAAAUUUUUGUAAUGUCAAUAUACACGAGCGUCACACAUCUUUCGGAUGGAAUUUUACCUCCUAAGUUAGUACGAAAAUAAUGGUUAAUCAUGUGUUGUUGAAGAAAUGCCUCACUGCAAAUGAAAAAUAUGAGAUAGAAAGGCGUUACCUAAUUGGAGGAUAUGCAUACACAAAAGUGGCUCUAAAUAUUUAGCUUAUCUUGUUUAAAAUUUUUUAAGAUUAAUCUUAAUUUAGUAGAGAACUUAUACGAAUUCAUUUAACCAUGCAGAAAUGAGCAACCAUUGAAUAUACCUUCCAGUUGGGUAUAGCUUUUGAUUGCUAUGCAAUAUCGAUACAAGUUUUGUAUGUCUCCGCAACAAGUUAUGGCAAUUAUACAUAUACAUAUACCGUUAUAAUCGCGUGUAAAAAAAUGAGAGGAAAAAAUUGUAGAAAUUAGAAAAUUUAAUUUUGGUAAUUCGUUUUACAUAUUCGCACAUACAAAGGAAAACAAAUUGAAAAACAUUUAUACACAUAUUUUUUGUGUUAGUAGUACAACUAAUUUGUAUUUUUAAUGUUUACAUAUUUCAAAUAAUUUAAGUUAUCCGAGUUUGAAUUUAACACAUUUUAAACGAAUUCGUCUGUUAAAAAGAAAACGUGGAAAAUAAUCGAAACAAUAUAGAUCAUAUUUAUAAUGAGAGCUUUAUAAUCUUAUCAUGUACGAGUAUGCGUAGCGAUUUGGUUUGCGAUUAUAUACAUACAUACAUACAUACUUAUAAAAUAAUGUCAAUUGAAUUUGUUGUAAAAAUUACAUGUUUGAUUCUUCAACACUUUAGUUACAUACAUAUAUAUAUAUAUACGAAUAUAUAUAUAUAUAAAUUUCUUUAUGCAGUUUUUCCUUGCUGUCUUUCUGUUUUCCCGUUUUCUUUACUAUUGUACUGUUAAACCUUUUUAUGUUGUUGGCAAAGGUUGAAACUACUAGCAACUACUUGCGAGCAACAAGUAAAUAUUUCAAGCAUACUCAUGCACACAUUGAAGUAAUUGUAAAUGAUUUUAUUUAGACUUUCAAUUGAAAAUUAUGUUCUUCCACAGAAAUCACCAGUCGCCAGUUUUCCGUUGUGGCUUUGGUGGUGCGUAAUUUGUUAACCAGAAAAAAAUUAGUAAAUUUCUGUUUUGCUUAUUUUUUGUUUGAACAACUCGAGUUUUAAGAGUCAUCACGUUAAUAGUUUUGUUUAAAUUGUGUUAUCAAACCAAACAUUCGCACACACAGUUGUUAGGUAGUAUUUUUUUUAUUUUUAUUAAAAUAAUUUGUAUUUUCGCGAUUUGUUAGCUUCGUUCAAAGCAUUCUGAGUGUAAACACUGAGCAAUUGUUAUAGUCCGUUUUCCAUUUAAGCAACACACGCUGUCAGUAUCUUCAGUUGAUUAAUUUGAAAUAUGGCUUGUUACAUUUAAAAUAAGUAUAGUACAUAUGUAGUUGCCACGAAUAUUGCCAUGCCGAUGAUUUUUACGUAAAUUUUCUGCAGAGAAAAUCCGAAUGCAUAUUUAUAAACAAAAGCAAGCUAAACGAAAUUGGAACAAAUGCAAACCUAUCGCAGUUAGUAAUUGCAGAUACAGCCUAAGUUUGAAUGUAUAAGAUAAUUUUGUGUAGCAACGCACACAUGCAUAGGCUACACGCCUCACAGCAUGCUACAAUAGCUAGAGUAUAUAAGCGAGAAUAUUAAGCCUUCGAUUCAAUUGUUUUGAUAAGCAUAAAAACCAUUUAAGGUUUUUAAUAAAAAUUAUUAUUUUUUGUGUCUGUUUUUUUUUUUUGUUUAAAAGCUGCAACGACAUUUGCAAGUUCGUGCGCUCGUAACCCCCUCCCCCUCCCCAAUUCAUGUGCGUAUGUGUGUGUGUGUGCGUCUAAUAUAAUAUCUAUUAAGUAAAGCAUAAAAAAGAAGCAAACAAAUUGAAUAUUAAAUUUUAAUUAUAGACUGAUUUAUUAGUAACUAAUCUAUAUUUUAAUAACAUUACUGUAUCAGUUUAAGUAUAACAAAGUAUAAGAAAAAACAACGCAAAACGCAAAAAGAAAAAAAAAACGAUGCGUCAAGUAUGAAAUAAAAUGCAUUAAGAGUUCAGGUCCAAAUUUUGCCGUCGCAUAAAAACCACAACAACAGCAGCAACAAGCCAAGCGAAAGCAGUAAAAAAAGCAAAGUGUUGGCUACUCACAACAAAACAUAAUCAGUAUAUACAAGCGUACAUAUAUAUGUACAUACAUAAAUACAAAUAAAUAUAUAUAUAUA